AUGGACUCUAUUUUGAAAAAUAAUUUAGCUGGGCUUAUUGGCCAUACAAUAUCACAGUUUAUCGUAUAUUCGUACCAGAAACUUGAAGAAUCCUCAUCGUUAGAACAAGAUGUGAAUCAUGAUAAAUAUUCGGAAAGUAAUUCACAAGGUUUAGAGAUUGAUGGAGGAGAAACGGAAUCUAAUGCGGAAAUCCAAUCUAGACUAACAGCCUCUGAUGACUACACAACUAACACCGACGAGAGUAGAAUAGAACAAGAAGAUAACGAGGGUCAAUUAUACAUUGAAUUUGAAAAACCUGAACAUUUUGAACUCCCAAAAACAUACAAUAAGGUGAAUGGGACCAAUAGCAAGGAUGAGUUCGAGUAUAAAUAUUACGACGAAUACACAAGGCUUCAAAACAUGAAUGUUAAAAACGAUGUAGGAUAUACGAGAUUUAUCUCAAAAGUGAGGCUUGACGAAGCGAGAAGUGUAAUAUACGGAACGUGGGACCCAGAGCAAAGCGAAUCGAUCUGGAAGGAAAUCAACGGAGAAGAAAAGGAAACGGAUAUAAUAUUUUAUGACUCGCAAAUAGUCAGAGAGGAGGACCUACUGAGAGCACGAAAGAAGCCUGAGGUAAUAUUGUCGACAAACCACAUUGUAGAUUACAUAUCGUACGUGAGCGUAUGCGCAUCGGAAUCGCCAAUCAUGAAGUUCUCACACAAUAAAAAGUACGUGAUUCUCUUUGGAGGAGCACAAGUAAACGAAAGUCAACUUAACGAUACACACCAAAAUUUAUUUUCAAUCAUAAACGGAAAUACAAACUUUGAAUUUUCAAACAACUUAUAUUUCUCUGAAGCACAAUCAUUUAUAUCGAACUGGGAGUUGCUGGACACAGUAAACGCGCCAGAGCCGAGAGCAUUCCACGCCUCAUGUGUAAUAUAUGCAAAACUUGAAACGCCAAUACUGGCAAUAUCAGGAGGUUUUACAUACAACAGAGAACUCGUGCCUAACGAUCUGUAUAUUUUAAAUCUGACUUCGAACCCACUGGUGUGGGACGUGUUUAAAACACUAGGGCCAGUCCCACCAAGUCGAUACGGACACUCGAUAUCAUACGUAGGAAGUUACAUGGUUAUGUUCGGAGGAACUGAUGGAAUUAACUUUUUCAACGACGUCUGGACAAUUAACAUCAACUACGGAAUGUACGAUGGCCCGCGAAAUAAAUCAUGUAAUCAAUGGACAGUGGUAGAUUUCACAGGAAUGGUACCAGCACCGAGAGCAUUUCACUCAUGCUGUAAAGCGGGAAUAUCAUCAAAUUCACCAAUGGUCAUCUACGGUGGAUUGACACAAUCGGAACCAGUGCGUAACAGGAUGUACGCAUUACAUUACAUAUAUGAGAAACUGAUAUGGGUAAGACUAUGUAUGGAAUCAAAAAUACGUGUAGAGCAUACAAUGACGUUCAUUGAUAAUAUGUUUAUAAUCACGGGCGGAGACGGAUACACAAACGAAAACGUUAAUAGCAUUAAGUCAAUGGCAUAUUCAAUGGACGGAAAAGUGUUUCAGUACAUAGAUGACUCAAUAGAACUGUCAGGUCACGCAUCAUGGUCUUCGCACGGAAUAAUUUAUCACUGGGGAGGUGUUAAGAAUCAAAACGGAAAACUAACGUUCGACGACGCAAUCACAAUAUCGAACCCACUAGCCUACAGCGAUGAUAGGAACAUUGAGGAGAUAUACUAUAAGUAUAUACGAUACGCGUCAAUCAAUAACAUGUACACUGAAGUUAGAGAUGAACCUGAGCAAGUCAAAGUAGAGGAUCCAGUAAAAGUUGAAAUUGAUUUGGACUUUAAUGACAGCGAUAUCAGACUGUUUGAUAGCGGUGUUACAGAGGAAACGCAUAGUGAAAAGAGUUUGACGGGCACAAGCACGCCAAUACACACGCAUCACCAUGAAAGGAUUGAAAAACCACAUACUGAAACACCAUCAGGAAUUUCUGAAACUAAUACAGAGGGUUUGUCGACGUGUAAAACAUAUCAUUUACAGGAGAUGGAUCAACUAAAGCUGACACUGGUGCUGGCCACCCUCAGGAAAGUAAGCCGAUUGUUUCAGCGUACCAAGCCCGUCCGAGGAGAUCAGCAGCAAUUAAGGAGCAGGAGAGACUUAAGGAAAACACUGAAAACUAAUACAUGUCCAGUCGAACAUUGUAAUGAUUGUAAUUCUAAUUUUAACAAAUAA
This is a messenger RNA of Theileria orientalis strain Shintoku, 2208 nucleotides long. RefSeq lists its product as uncharacterized. The transcript is spliced from 8 exons. The record is from RefSeq and is a predicted model, not a curated record. The coding region runs from base 1 to 2208 and encodes 735 amino acids. Gene Ontology annotation, molecular function: protein binding. NCBI's taxonomy places the organism in Eukaryota, Apicomplexa, Aconoidasida, Piroplasmida, Theileriidae.